Molecule: messenger RNA, 285 nt
Organism: Haemonchus placei
Lineage: Eukaryota; Metazoa; Nematoda; Chromadorea; Rhabditida; Trichostrongylidae
Source: the annotation of a GenBank genome assembly
AUGUUUCGUUCAGCAACUGGUACAACAGUCGAAGAGCGAAUGGGAGAGAAGCCGGAAGAGCUGUUCGAAGGGCACACAAUCGGGAUACGCCAUAACUAUGGAUAUGGUCCUCCAAACCAUGAUGGGAAACACAAAGUGUUGGCAAUAUCACUCAUUGUCCUGGUUAUCGUUUUAGCUAUCCUCGUGGCUAUAGCAAUUGUCAUUUUGAUUAGAAAAAGGAAGAAAGAUAAAGCAAACGCAGGCAAACCAAAAACUUCUGAUGCACAAACGAAGACAGAAUCAUGA